This is a messenger RNA of Venustampulla echinocandica, 1128 nucleotides long. RefSeq lists its product as uncharacterized. The record is from RefSeq and is a predicted model, not a curated record. The transcript has a single exon. Lineage: Eukaryota; Fungi; Ascomycota; Leotiomycetes; Helotiales; Pleuroascaceae. The coding region runs from base 1 to 1128 and encodes 375 amino acids.
AUGGCACGCUAUACGGUGUUAGAUCGUGAUGAUUAUCGGCUUGUCCCUUCUAACGAUAUUCCAGAGAAUUACAAUAUUCAUGGCUCACAUAAACUACCCAAAGGCUAUUCGUUAGUUUUUGUCCCUACAGACGCCAAGUUUGCGAGUAUAAUCCCAGGAAAUAUACCCUCGAGAAACUCGGCUUCUCUAUCAUGCAGCUAUAGCUUAGUUAAGGUUCUUGUCUCACUCGUCCAGUCACUUUACGCGAUGACCACGCUGUACCGGUCUAAGGGCAACCAGAUAGAACAAUAUGGCUAUGCUGCUUUUGGACUUACGGUGGCGCCGUAUGCCAUUAUGUCUGUCAUCAAUCUCGUUGGAAACUUAAUGGUACCGGAAUACCCGGCCUUAUAUCUAGUUGAGUCUACAGUCAUGGAUGAAGCUAGAAAGCGUGACGAUUGUUUCUUUGAUGGAACAGUUGGCAAGUUGGAUGAAGGGCCAACUCAAGAGUCUCUAGCUGGAUUAUGGAAGGCGCAAUCCGUGAGUGGUUUGGAAUUCGGAUCCUCUGAUAGCACCGGAUGGGAAGUUGCCCUACGAAUUUCGCCUUGUCCGGACAUUACCGCGCCUACGCUCUCGGAACAGACAGCCACAUUAAUCGCCCAAGACCCAAUACUAUCAGCUGUUCCUGAGGAAGUCAAGCUUUCUAUAAACGAUAAACCAGUGCCUUCUAGCGGCCGUGAAGCUCAACGUAUGUGUGCUCAAGAACAUCGCCCAUGCUUGCUUAUUCCCUCGCGACCCUUUUAUGAGAAGAACCUACCCCCGAGUUUAACAAAUAUUCGGUGGACGCUCUUGUUCUGUAUCUUAGUAGUUGCUAUUCAGAUAGCAAUACUAGGUGGUUUGUCGAGGUUCCGGAGUGGUUCAAGCACAGGUGCUCAAAGAGCGUGGACAAUGUCAUGGCUGAUUUUCAGCAUUUUUGCUGGAAUUGUGGUAAAUAUUUUGCGCGGAGACAAAGUAGCAGCGGAGGAAAGUAUUAUCGAAAAGCUAUCUGGUGCAAUUGUGGGCUGUGGGCUCUAUUGUGCCCCUGCUAUUGGCGGAUUUGUUGUGGUAGGCCAAAUGUUUUAUGAAUAUGGGAGCUGCACUCGCAUCUCAUGA